Molecule: messenger RNA, 2250 nt
Organism: Zerene cesonia (dogface butterfly)
Lineage: Eukaryota; Metazoa; Arthropoda; Insecta; Lepidoptera; Pieridae
Product: trypsin-1-like
Exons: 8
Coding region: 178-1188 (336 amino acids)
Biological process (GO): proteolysis
Molecular function (GO): serine-type endopeptidase activity
Source: RefSeq, a predicted model, not a curated record
GGUGGCCGGGGACUCCAACCCGCGGCGGAUUCCGCGGCCGCGGCCGACGGCGAUAGUCGGCCAGGCAACGUUUGCGAAAUAAUGCCAUUGAAUCGAGACCGAAUUCGGCAGUAACCAAGCGGAGAUGUCGCACAAAUAAAUAGUGCCAAAAUUAUCGCGCCCGACAACGGAUCAACAAUGUGCGAAUGGAGAACAGUGGCUAUAUUUUAUGUGCUCCUUGUGUGCUAUGUCUCCAGAGCCAGGGAAAUAACGGUUGAAAACACCCUUGACAACCACGUUUCAUCAGGAAACAGGACUCAAAGAUUUCUGUUCGACUCCAUCUUUGGAUUAGAAGUACCACUACUCGACGAGCAGAGCGUAGAAGAUGACGAAGAUGAAGCUACCCAGGUCAGGAACUGUUCAUGUGAAUGUGGCAGAGCGAAUCCACUUCCUCGAAAAAUCGAUUGCGGAGGGCCGAAUCAGGAAAAUCGUAUAGUCGGCGGUUUUCCGGCAGGUCUCAAUCGAUAUCCAUGGAUGGUGAGGCUGGUGUACGACGGACAGUUCCACUGUGGAGGCUCUCUUGUGACCAAGGAGUACGUGCUUACUGCCGCACACUGUGUCAGAAAAUUAAAACGAUCGAAAAUUAGAAUUAUCCUCGGCGACCACGACCAGACGCUCACCAGCGAGAGCGCAGCCAUCAUGCGCGCAGUCACAGCAAUCAUUCGACACCGCAGCUUUGACGCCGACUCUUAUAACAAUGACAUUGCUUUACUCAAAUUGCGGAAACCUGUCAGCUUUUCGAAAAUCAUCAAGCCCGUUUGCUUGCCACCAGCGAGUAUAGAACCAGCGGGCAAGGAAGGAAUAGUUGUAGGUUGGGGUCGCACGUCAGAGGGAGGCCAACUUCCCGCCAUAGUACAAGAAGUGCGCGUACCCAUUCUGUCCCUUCAACAAUGCCGCGGUAUGAAGUAUCGUGCUUCACGUAUAACCAAUAACAUGCUUUGCGCGGGUCGAGCAUCAACAGACUCCUGUCAAGGCGACAGCGGUGGUCCAUUGUUGGUACAGCAGGGAGAUAGAUACCAGAUCGUUGGUAUAGUGUCAUGGGGUGUUGGUUGCGGACGACCCGGGUACCCUGGUGUAUAUACCCGGAUAUCGCGUUAUUUACCCUGGCUUAAAGCCAAUUUAAGAGAUACAUGUCUCUGUGCUAAUUAGUUUAAAUUAUAAUUUAUUUAAUUUUACUGUAUAUAGCUUCAAAUUCAUAUUUUAACAAUAUAAAUAUCUGAUGUAGGUAGUAACAUAUAAAAACAUGGAUAUAUAUUUAGAGUAACGCCUUAAUUUUUUAAAUUUAAAAUUUUAAAUGUAAAAAUGUCGAACCUAGUGUCCUUUAUAACAUCAUAGUUCAAGUAUCUAUCUACUUAAAAAUCAGUUAAUUUAAAAAAAAACAAAAAAAUUACAAUCAUAUUAUGUGAAAUUUUUGUUGCAUACUGUUAUGUUAAAUUCUAUUGUAAAUCAAUUAGUAAAGAAACCAUUUCAGAAAUACGCUAUUGAAAAAUUUUUAUUGCUUUAAUAUAUAAUUGUUCAUAACAAAUUGAUAAAUCGUUGCUUAAUAACCAAUUUAAUGUUUGCUAUUAAUUUAUAACUGUUGAGAAUUAUUUGAUUUUUAGAACAUAUUUAGUGAUAAGUGAUUAAUUAAUUGAGUGUAUGUCAGGCCGGUGGUGCAGAUUACCAAUAGAUUUUAAGUCAAAUAUAGAACCUUCAUGGUCAUUGUUAUAGUUUUAGGCAGUGUUUAUUUUUUUAUAUACUAAUUUAAAUUUUUUAUUACAGUGUAAUGAUAAUAUGAGAUAAAUUAUUUGUAGAUGAAUUAAAUUCAAAUUAAUAUCUUGUUCUGAUGGUUCAUGUUUCACAAGGUAAUUCAUUUAUAAAAAACUAUUUCCUAAAAUAAGGACUAUUUUUGAAAAUCAAUUUAAACAACAUUUAGUAUGAUAAAAAUUAUGUAGUUUAUUUCUAAUGUGAGGGAAUCGUAUUUAGUAUACGUAUAAUUGUAUUCAGUUUUACUUUAUAUGUUAUUUGUAUUUAAGAACGCUCUUUAGGCUGUACCUGUGAUCUUUGUCACGAUGAAAUUUUUGUUGUGCUCUUAGAAUAUAAAAUACCUACUAAUAUAAUUAAUAAUAUUUUUGAUUUAAUUAAUUUUUUGUGUAAAAAUCUUUUAAACAGUUAAGAUCUUGACUAUUUUUAAGCGUUAAUUUUUGUAUAAUUGAACAUUGAAUUAAUUUA